AUGUCUCUAUCGGCAGUAGCCCCAUCUCCCGACAACGUCUCGAUCUGGGAACAAGCCUAUCAUGACGCAUGGCGACACUUCCAAACAUGCAUUGUAGGAGUACUCGAUAGGCUAGCCUGCUACAAUCCAUCUAUCCAAGAUCGUCAGACAACAAUUGAGAGACUAGGACAGCUUACAGUUGAGGUGGACAAUAUCCGAAUUGCAGGACAGGCCAUGUUUGAGCAUGUUCCGGGCUGCCAGACUGUGCGAGAGGGGACCCUAACUUACUUCGCCGAUGACUUCAUCGAAGACUGCCUCGAACUUCACUUCAAGCUGAAUAUGUUAUCAUGGAGGCUCAUGAAUCGCCCGCAUAGCGACCGAACAGUGUACAAUCGCCUUCUCAUGUUGCUAGACUCCACAAUGGACCGCGUGCCCGAGUGA
Messenger RNA from Penicillium expansum, 420 nucleotides. RefSeq lists its product as uncharacterized. NCBI's taxonomy places the organism in Eukaryota, Fungi, Ascomycota, Eurotiomycetes, Eurotiales, Aspergillaceae. The transcript has a single exon. The record is from RefSeq and is a predicted model, not a curated record. The coding region runs from base 1 to 420 and encodes 139 amino acids.